AUGGUUUUUAAAAACAUAACGUUAUUUGAUAACCAAAAUCAAUUUUUAAGUAGUGUUUGUAAUAAUCUUCAAAUGCGUUUACUUGAAUAUAAUAAUGAAGAUUCAAAAAUAAUAUGUGAUAUACAAAUAUUAAAUAAAUGUACUUGGCCCAAAGAUGUUGAUAUAAGAUUUGGCGAAGAAAAAAUAAAAUAUUUGACUCAGCGAAUUUUGAUUAAUACAGAUACUGCUAUUCGGGGCAUGAGAAAAUUUGUUGAUAACAAUACCAUUGUGAUAAAUGAAGAAUUAAAAAAAUUAGAUGUGCUUGUAAAAACUUUACCAGUAUCUACUGCUGAGUGUGAGAGAGGUUUUAGUCUGAUGAAUUUAAUAUGUUCUGAUCUCAGAUCUAGGUUAACUAUACAGAAUAUUUCUAACCUUAUGUUUAUAAUUUUAUAA
Molecule: messenger RNA, 432 nt
Organism: Macrosiphum euphorbiae (potato aphid)
Lineage: Eukaryota; Metazoa; Arthropoda; Insecta; Hemiptera; Aphididae
Source: the annotation of a GenBank genome assembly